AUGGCUUCGAUUAGUAUUGAUAUUGAACGUGUUCAAUCAUUUCUUAAUAAACAUCAAACAACUGAUCGUUCGAUUGUAUUAGUAACAUCCGGUGGAACAACAGUACCAUUAGAAAAAAAUACAGUUCGUUUUAUUGAUAAUUUUAGUACUGGUCAACGUGGUGCUGCUUCUGCUGAAUAUUUUCUUGAACGAAAUUAUAUUGUACUUUUCUUUCAUCGUAUUUCAUCGAUUUUACCAUAUCAACGUCAUAUAAAAACAAUAUUUGAUGAAUCGCAAACAAAUCAAACUUUUAAUCAUGAUCAAUAUCAUAAACAUAAAGAUUCUCUACUUUUAAUACCUUUUCAAACUGUUUCCGAUUAUCUUGCUGGUCUUGAACAACUUUGUGGUUUAUUAAAAAUAUUUAAUCGAGCAGUAGUAAUUUAUUUAUGUGCUGCUGUUUCGGAUUAUUAUAUACCAAAUGAUGAAUUAACAGAACAUAAAAUUCCAUCUGGACAAAAUGAAUUAACUAUUCAUCUGAAACCUGUUCCAAAAUUGUUAGGUUUUGUUAAAGGGCAAUAUGCACCUGAAGCUUUUGUUGUUUCAUUUAAAUUAGAAACUGAUGAGAAAAUACUCCAAGAAAAAUGUUUACAAUCAGCUGAAAAAUAUAAUCAAGAUAUAAUUGUUGGAAAUAUGUUACAGACACGUACAAAUCAAGUACAAAUAUAUGAACGUAUGGAAAAACAAUGGACAACAAUUAAUCGAUCCGAAGGAAAUGCAGAACAGAAAGAAAUUGAAUUUCAAAUUAUUGAAUUUUUAUGUGAUAGACAUAGAAUUUAUCGAGAGAAUCUUAAAUAA
Messenger RNA from Adineta steineri, 834 nucleotides. The record is from the annotation of a GenBank genome assembly. Lineage: Eukaryota; Metazoa; Rotifera; Eurotatoria; Adinetida; Adinetidae.